This is a messenger RNA of Ctenopharyngodon idella (grass carp), 987 nucleotides long. RefSeq names its product ADP-ribosylation factor 3b (gene arf3b). The coding region runs from base 294 to 839 and encodes 181 amino acids. The record is from RefSeq and is a predicted model, not a curated record. Gene Ontology annotation, cellular component: plasma membrane; cytoplasm. Gene Ontology annotation, molecular function: GTP binding; GTPase activity. NCBI's taxonomy places the organism in Eukaryota, Metazoa, Chordata, Actinopteri, Cypriniformes, Xenocyprididae. The transcript has 5 exons. Gene Ontology annotation, biological process: intracellular protein transport; vesicle-mediated transport.
GACUAAAGCCUACCUGGCCUGACUGGAGGCAGUCUCAAGAUGCGAAAACCAAACAUCGCGAGAAAUCCCCAUCGAAGCCUGUGCUGUCGGUGUAAACUCUCGUGAGAUCUUCUCUCCGUUUCUCCGCGUCCAAAAUCGGCUGCUGUCAUCUCGCAAGGACUCCAGAUUCUUUUUCUCAGCUAUAUAAUCUUAUUUCUCAAGGCUUUCAGUCUUUUACCUCAGUGGAUUGUUCUACAGAAAGGACUUGCAGCUUUCUGGAUUGUGAUUGGCUAGACGAAGCAAAACAUUGAAUCAUGGGUAAUAUUUUUGGCAAUCUGCUGAAGAGUCUAAUAGGGAAGAAAGAGAUGAGAAUUCUGAUGGUUGGAUUAGAUGCUGCUGGUAAAACCACUAUCCUUUACAAACUGAAGCUGGGAGAGAUUGUGACCACCAUCCCAACCAUUGGCUUUAAUGUGGAGACAGUGGAGUACAAGAACAUCAGCUUCACUGUGUGGGAUGUGGGUGGUCAGGAUAAAAUCAGACCACUCUGGAGACACUACUUUCAAAAUACACAGGGUCUUAUCUUCGUGGUUGACAGCAACGAUCGGGAGAGAGUGAACGAAGCGCGGGAGGAGUUAAUGCGGAUGCUCGCAGAAGACGAACUGCGUGAUGCUGUUCUUCUUGUCUUUGCAAACAAACAGGAUCUGCCAAAUGCUAUGAAUGCAGCUGAGAUCACAGAUAAACUCGGCCUCCACUCACUCCGCCACCGCAACUGGUAUAUACAAGCGACCUGUGCGACCAGCGGCGACGGUCUGUACGAAGGGCUCGACUGGCUUGCCAAUCAGCUCAAGAAUAAGAAGUGAGAGGCGGGAUUUUCAUUAUGUGGCCGUCUCUCACUUUGGGAAGGGGGUGGGACUAAUUUGGCCUUUGGAAUCGUUAUGUUUGAUUUUUCUUUGUUUCAUUUAGUUUCUUUUUGUUGUAUUCUGGCAAAUACAGUAUGUGGUUUAUAGA